CCCGCGCUUCUCCCCCCCGCCGACCCUCGAAACAUCCAAGUCAUCCCACAUCCCUCAUACUAAAUGCCUCCCUUCUUUUCUUACACCACCCUCCCUUAUCAACUCACGGCGAGCCCCCAUCCCAUGCGCAACUUCCCCAAGUAUCUGGCGGAGCUGGAGGAUGCGGAGCCGCUGCCGCAAGCAGAAGAGGACAUGUGGGAAUUGCAUCGCGCACUGUAUCGAUCGGUGGUGUUAGGCAUGUUUCGGUUUGACGUGUCCUACGACGAUCACAACAUCGCUGAGAAUCUGCGGGCGUACUACGUCAUCUCACGGCCCAAGCCGAAGAAGGAGGGCACGGUGGCAUUGUACCCGUUCGGAGAGAUCGGGACGAGCAGGCCGGGACUGCUAGAACUCAUCCAUAUCGAGUUGUUGUCUACCGCGAAAGUGAUCGCCAGCGAAGAAGAGGAUUUCCAACUCCACCUGCGAACAGCAUCGGCUCCACGGCGAUCUUACCACGCGGUGGUGAUACCAGAUUAUAUCGCGCGGGAGGGAGAAAAGGUGGACCGUGAGCAUUGCCGACCAAAAGUCAUUGCGGCCUCCCUCAUCCUACCCCAAGCCAGUAGCCCCGAGGGCCAUCAGGAAGAUGCCCAAGAGGAGACGUCGCCAACCAUCACCGGAGGCGCAAGGAAGCCGGGUGGGACCCGAAGAAGAGGUGGGCCAGGCCGGGCGGGUACGGAAGCCAGAGCCUGUUCCGGAAAGCAAGGCGACACCGAUCGAGGGACCUCCACCGGGGGAAGGAGCAGGAACAAGCGGAUUCCGGAUACGCGGGAGCCCUCCGAAGCUGACACCACCGCCGCCGCUCCUUCCCGAUCUCAAUCUUGAUGGAGCCGGCCCGUCACCACUAGU
This is a messenger RNA of Chara braunii, 885 nucleotides long. Lineage: Eukaryota; Viridiplantae; Streptophyta; Charophyceae; Charales; Characeae. The record is from the annotation of a GenBank genome assembly.